Molecule: messenger RNA, 8343 nt
Organism: Bactrocera oleae (olive fruit fly)
Lineage: Eukaryota; Metazoa; Arthropoda; Insecta; Diptera; Tephritidae
Gene: pod1
Product: coronin pod1
Biological process (GO): actin filament organization
Molecular function (GO): actin filament binding
Source: RefSeq, a predicted model, not a curated record
AUCAGUUUUCAUAUAUGAAAGAAUUUAACUGUCUCUUUAACAGUAAUGAGCAGUCGAUAAGAACGCCGUGUUUCAUAUAACAAGCAAUCAAGUAAUUUGUUUUUAUAUUCAUGUAAAGUAACAAUAAAUCAACGAUAAAUUCAUAAACCGUCAAUAUGUAUGUGAAAAGAUGUCGAAACGAGCGCUUAGCGUAACAAAAACGAAUGAACUUUAAAAGUAAACAAAAAGUGUUUUUAAUUUUUAUGCAACUUGUAUUUCUUGAAAAAAUAGUUUUUACCGUUAGACUGCAGUGUUAGUAUGCUAGCGAUGUCUUAGUUGCUGGCAGCCUGUUUUCACUCUAUUCUGUCAAAAAAAUGGUUUUGCUUAUGCCCCUAAAUGCUAUUAUGCUAAGUUGUUUACAUUUCUAAAAAAUGAAGAGAAAAAAAAUGUGCAGAAAUUGUGGUGAAUUUGUUUUGAGAAAAAUAUAAUGUGAAAGCAGUGUAUUGCAAAGGCCAUUAAAAUUUUUAUAAAAAAUAUUAUCUAUAAAAAAAAAUUAUAAAUUUCAUUAAAAUGUCUUAAAAAUUAUUAUUAAUACAAAAAAUUUAUAAAUGCCUUAAAGUAUCUUUAAAAGUUAUUAUAUAACAAAUAAAAAGCUCAUUUUACUGCUUGCUAUUUUUUUUUUAAUGAUUUGUUAUAUAAAACUUUCAAAAUUGUAAUUUUCCACAAUAUUUAAAAAUGUGCCACCAACCAUUUUAUGCACUGAAUGUAUGGAAAAAUAAUUUUUUGAUUUUAUUAUAAACAAGAUUUGGAUACUUUAUAAAUAAUGACCUAAAUUGCAUAUAUAAUUUAUGCAUACUAGCAUUAUGUAUUAAUAAGAUUGAGUUAGUGCAGGCAGUGUUGUUAAUAUAGAUUGUUACUACUUUCUUGAACUACAGAAUUGACAAAUAUAUGCAAGUUUAAACAUAUUUCAAUUCUUAUUUAGAAUUUUUGGCGCAUGAACAUACACACAUUUAUUUUUAUAACCUAAAAGUUAAAAGCGAAUAUACUCCAAAUAACUGUUAGACCUCAAAUAUACUAUACUACAUAUGCAUUUUUUAAAUGACAGUAUUUUGUAUAAUUCAGAUUUUUUUUCUGUUUUUAAUUCAAAAUUUUAUAUCACAAAACACUAAUAUAAAGUUUUACGAUGUUUGCGCGCUAACAAAUUUAAAAUAGUCCAAAAAUUAUCUUCAGAAGCACUGCUAAAUUUAUACCACACACUAAACUAAAUGAAUAUAAAGAAGACUGUCUUAGGAUAUAAAUUAAAUAAUUGCACUGCAUCGUACUGGCGAGGAUCUGGAUCCGUUAUGCUUUGCUGUGGUCAAAAGGAAAUAUGAUGCAGCAAAUGAUGUAAUCACUGCUAGCAAUACAAUAAUUACAAGGAUGGUAUUGGUAAUCUACACUUGUUUAUGAAAUGAGUAGUAGAAAAUGUGAAUAUGUGAGUUUGCUUUUCAUAUAAAGCAAAAAGUACAUUUAUGUACAAAACAACAAAAAUGUAUUCAAAAACAUUGAUAAAAUGCAUUUGUAUAAUUUUUAGGUUAUAUCUAUACGAUACAAUAGAAGUGCUGCUAUCGUUUGUAAAAAUACAACAUUUUAAAUUAUGUAAAAUUGUAACAAUAUUUAGUUGCAUGAUAUAUUUUGUAUAAUAUUUUCACACAAAACUAUAUAUAAAUAAGGUAUAUCUAAAUAAGGCUAAACAUCUACUCUAUAAAUAUGGGUAUGAAUGUAUGUAACAAAUGAAUAAUAUGGUACUGCAAAUCAGAACUGUUUCGUUUCAAACAUGCUAUGGUAGCCAAAAUCCUUAUCUAUGCAUUUAUUUCUUUCUUCAUUUUCAUAUAAUUUUUUUUUAUACUAUCUAUCUGAACUAAUUCUUGUAAAAUUGCUUAUGUGCCUAAUAUAGUAUAUAAAAAUCUUAAAUAUGUACUUUUAAUUCUACACAACUAAUUAUAAAUGUAGUGGAUUAACUAAAUUUUUCUUCUUUACUUUUAUUGUUAAUUUAAAACAAAAAUAACUAUUUACUUUGUAUUUUCUAUUUUAUCUAUAUUUUCAAAUCAGCUUAUAAGUAAAGAUAUUGUGAAAUAUCUCUUUCAUUCGGUAUAAUUAAUUGUAGUGGAAUUUCUUAUAACAUUUAAGCUAAAAAAUCAUAUAAUAAAAUGUAUAUGUAUAUGUAAAUGUCAAAGAAUAGCAUACAUAUGUAUUAGCAACUACUUAUGAAACAUGCAAAUAAUGUAUCAUGUAUAACAUUGCAGUGAUCCACAUUAAUGUUUAUAAAUAUACAUUAAGUAUGAAUUAAUUUUAUCUUAAUAAUAUUAAAAAAAAAGUAAAACUGAAAAUAACUAUAAAAAACUAUUUAUGAAAUUACUUUACAAAAUAAAUGUAUGUACACAUAUUUUCCUUCGAAAGCGUUGUUUUUUCUACACUUUUUCUUACAAAAGAAAACAAAAUGUUAACUUCGGCUGCAUCGAAACUAUAAUACCAUUUGCAGGAGCAUUUAUUAUAGCAUUAAAGGUUAUAAAAAGUCUUUAUCUGGAUAUUGAUCGAUCACUUUGUAUAGCAGCUAUGUGCGGUAGUGGUCCGAUCUGAAUAUGUUUGGAAAUUGUAGCGUUGCUUUGGACAAUAAUCCAUGUUAAAUUUUGUGAACAUACCUCGGCAAGUAAAAAAGUUUUCCAUACAAGGGCUUCAUUUUGAUCGUACAGUUUGUAUGACAGCUAUAUGUAAUAGUAUUCCGAUAUCGGCGACAAAUGAACAGCUACUUGGGGAGGAAAGAACGUAUGCAAAAUUUCAGAUCGAUAUUUCAAAAAUUGAAGGACUUGUUAGCGUAUUAACGGACGAACGGACCUAUGAAUAUGGCUAAAUCGAUUACGUUGGUCAUUUAUACACUACAUACAAAUAUAGUUUAAAGGGUAUUCGACGUUUCCUUCUGGGUAUUACGUUUUUGUAGGCAAACUUUAUAUACCCUCAGGGUAUAAAAAUAGUAUUUUCAAAACUUACGACUCGAUUUAAUACAUAUAGUUAAAUACAUACAUUCACAUUAUUAAUAAAUUUAUAUUAUUUGUUCUCUGCGGUAAAUACAUUUACAGUAGUUUCCACCGUAUUUUUAAAUGUUUAAUUCUAUGGUGCUAUUUUACCACUUGUUUUUUAUUUUUCACCAUUGAUCUGCCUUUUUCAACACUAUUUUUAUGCAACUCUGUUACUGGACGACAGCACUAAAUAUUUUUCUUACUAUUCAAUAAUUUUAUUUCAGCAUAUUAUGGAAUAACUUAUGUUCUCAAUAAAAUCUUUUAUAAAAUUGAACGAGAGCCAGAAAUUAUUUAGAAAUUUAAGAAAAACAAACAUGUACCCCUUUGCCAUUUUUUGAUUUAUUGCAAACGAUUUAUUACGAUACGACAACUCUACUCUUAUUUCACGAAAAGUGCUUGAGCGAAAACGAAAUCGACGAAACUGCUGAGAAACGAUUCGAUUAGUCGCUCGAAGAAAGUCGGAAGAAGAAAAAGUGUUUUUAAAUAAAGCUGUAGUAAAAUUUAAAAAUUUUUAGGUGCAUUUCCUCUCAGAUUGCACUACUUCAAUCGACCUAAACAAAGGAUUUGCCGCAGAAACGCAAGCAGGCAAAAAAACGCUGAAAAUAUUUCAAGUGCAUCGCGAUAAGUGACGGUAAUUUUCUUUGGAAAUAAUAGCCCAUAUACAUAUUACUUACCGGCGAAGUGAGUGUGUGCUGAAUAUUUGAAAAAGGAAAAAAAUCUGUAGAGUGAAUGAAAAUAUUAUUUCCGACAUUCCAGUCUGAAUUUACGAAAGUCGAAAAACAAUUGCAUUAAAGUGUUUUUAUUGUGUGCAACAGAGGCAAAAAUAUAUAUAUAUAUAUUAAACAAUAAUAAGCUGGAAGUGGAAGAAGUGAAGAACAAAAGCGGUGAAUAUCCUUAAAAAUUUCUUUGUGUAUUAUAAUACAAUCAAGUCGCCAAAGUCAUUUAUUGACUGUUUAAGCUACCAUCAAGAUGGCGUGGCGCUUUAAAGCAUCAAAAUACAAGAAUGCCGCACCGAUCGUUCCCAAGCCGGAGGCCUGCAUACGUGACAUCUGUGUCGGAUCGUAUCAGACCUUCGGCAAUAAUAUAGCAGCUUCAGCCGCUUUUAUGGCCUUCAAUUGGGAACACACGGGUUCGAGCGUUGCUGUCUUACCGUUAGACGAUUGUGGGCGCAAAAGUAAAACAAUGCCAUUGUUACAUGGUCAUACAGAUACUGUGACUGAUUUGGAAUUCUCACCCUUUCACGAUGGACUUUUGGCAACGGCCUCACAAGAUUGUCUCGUUAAAAUCUGGCAUAUACCAGAAAAGGGCUUGGAGGCAUCACUUUCUGAUCCGGAAUGUGUGUUUUCACACAAGCAACGUCGUGUUGAGACUGUUGGUUUUCAUCCGACUGCUGAUGGUUUGCUACACUCCACCGCUGUCGGUUGUGUGACACUCUUCGAUAUAACAACACAAAAGGAAAUUUUCUCUAAUAAUGAACAUCCCGAGGUCAUACAGUCGGUAAGCUGGAAACAGGAUGGCACAACACUUGCUACUAGCUGCAAGGAUAAGAAUGUGCGCAUAUUAGAUCCACGCAUCGCUGACGCGCCCAUACAAAUGGUCGCAGAGUCGCAUCAGAGUAUUAAGGAUUCACGUGUCGUUUGGUUGGGCAACCAGACACGUAUACUGACCACCGGUUUUGAUUCGGCACGUCUGCGUCAGGUUAUCAUACGAGAUUUGCGUAACUUUUCAGUGCCAGAGAAGACAUUGGAGCUCGAUUGUUCCACCGGUAUACUUAUGCCACUGUUCGAUGCCGAUACAAAUAUGUUAUUCCUUGCUGGAAAGGGUGACACAACUAUUAAUUAUUUGGAAGUUAGCGACAAAGAUCCCUACCUGACAGAAGGUCUACGUCACACCGGCGAACAGACUAAAGGUGCUUGUUUGGUGCCAAAGCGCGCGCUUAAAGUAAUGGAGGGCGAAGUGAAUCGUGUGCUGCAGUUAACUUCCAACAUGGUUAUACCGAUUAUGUACCAGGUGCCACGCAAGACUUAUCGCGAUUUCCACAGCGAUCUGUACCCGGAAACCACGGGCUAUAAGACAGAACUUAUGGCCAGCGAAUGGUUCGGUGGCACCAAUAUGCCUGUGCCAAAGAUGAGUUUGGAUCCCGCAAAGCGUGAAUUGGGCGACUUACCAAUAAUUCCACGCCUUGGACCCAAGCCAUUUUCCAGUAAUUCCGGCGAUGUUUCGUUCGAUAAAGUCUUCGCUGUGCCAGUCGCACCUGGCUCUCAGGAAAAUAUACAUCAUGCUUCUACAGUCGGUUCGGCUGAUAAUGGUGGCGAUAGCUUUGUUGCGCCAGCACCAGCUGCCCCAGUAGUAGCGGCCACAACACAAAACAAGCCCGAUUUGAUUGUGGAGAUCGAAAUUAAAAAACCCAAUGCUGAUAACGCCGGCGACAGCAGCGUGCAGAAAUCUCUGUCGACCUCCGAGCGUCGCAAGAUUUUCGAGCAAACACAUUCGGAGUCUUCGGAGAACUCUACGGAAGGUGAUGAUAAACCUGAUGCGGAAUUGCGUCGUUUCUCGGCUGCACGCAACAGUAUUGCCGAAAGGCGGCGCUUGUAUGAGAGCCGUUCGAAGAGCACGGUCGAGGAGAAAUCGCAAUCGCCAGUGCCAUUGCGUCGUGAACUCUCCAAGGGCGAACCGUUUAAACCACAACAACAGGCCAAUUUGGUCACACCAACAGCCGAUGUAAAACGUAUUUCUGCACCGGAGGGUAAGCACUUAGAAGAGCGUCGUCGCAAUGUCACAACCAGUGUGGAUGGUGGUGCUGCCAUUAAGAAGUCAGCAACUGAAGCGGCAAUAACCACCACACACAAACGCACCUCGACUGUUUUCGGCAAAGUUUCGAAAUUCCGUCAUCUAAAAGGUACGACCGGUCACAAAUCCACACACAUUGAGAAUCUGCGCAAUCUUAGUCGUCAGAUACCGGGUGAAUGUAACGGCUUUCAUGCUAAUCACGAACGUGUCGCUGUACCCUUAUCGGGUCCUGGCGGUAAAAUAGCCAUAUUCGAGUUAAGUCGUCCGGGUCGUCUACCCGACGGUGUUAUACCAUCAUUGGUUAAUGGUAGCAACAUAAUGGAUUUCCAAUGGGAUCCUUUCGAUUCGUCACGUUUGGCUGUGGCCUGCGAUGACGGCAUUGUUAAAUUGUGGCGCAUACCAGAAGGUGGACUCAAUGAGCCAACAAACACGCCGGAACGUGAACUUAUUGCACAUUUGGAUAAGAUUUACUUUAUACGCUUUCAUCCGUUAGCUGAAGAUGUGCUCUUAACAGCCAGUUAUGAUAUGACAAUUAAAUUAUGGGAUUUACGUACUUUGGAAGAGAAAAUACAAUUAACUGGUCACACCGAUCAAAUAUUCGAUUUGGCCUGGAGCCCUUGCGGUAAAAUGGCCGCUACCGUGUGCAAAGAUGGUAAAUUGCGUGUCUACAAUCCACGCAAGUCGGAGACACCCAUACGCGAAGGCAACGGUCCGGUGGGUACGCGUGGAGCGCGUAUCACUUGGGCGCUGGAGGGUCAAUAUAUCGUCUGCACUGGCUUUGAUAAAGUUUCUGAGCGCCAGAUAAGCGUUUACAAUGCACAAAAGCUGAAUGCACCACUGAAUAUGGCCAGUCUGGAUGUCUCACCAUCCAUACUGAUACCUUACUAUGAUGAGGACAGUUCGACAUUGUUUGUGACGGGCAAAGGUGACUCGACCAUUUACUGUUAUGAGAUUACGGAUGAGGAGCCAUACAUUUGUCCUCUAUCGCAUCAUCGUUGCACAUCACUGCAUCAAGGUUUGAGUUUUCUCACCAAAAAUCAUUGUGACGUCGCGAGUGUGGAAUUUUCGAAAGCGUACAGACUAACUAACACGACUAUUGAACCGCUGAGUUUCACUGUGCCACGCAUUAAGAGCGAACUAUUUCAAGACGAUCUCUUUCCGCCAACACGCGUCACAUGGAAGCCCACAAUGUCUGCGGAUGAAUGGUUUGCAUGCAACGAUAGGAAAGCGACUAAGUUCAGUUUGCAGCCUGAAGGCAUGGAAGCUUUAUCAUCCAUUCAGCAAGUCGCCCCCGCUAAGAAGAUAGAGCAUGCGGGCAAUGGCAGUAGUGGCGGCGCAAUGACUCGAGCGGAAUUCGAGAAGAAUAAGCAACAAGAGAUUCAAAAGUCAGUGAGCGCCCGCUUGGAGUACAACACCAAACUGGAGCAGGACGACAUGGAAGGUGUGGAUGAAAAUGAGUGGCAAGAGGAUUAAACGAUUUUGUCACAAGUAAAAUAAGCAAAAGCAGCCAGUGUGUAACUAAGCGCUGGCAUUUAGCAGUAUAUUAUAUUAAGUUAAUGUUUAUGAGCGUAAAUGAGUAUGAAGCGGGCAUACCAUUAGAUAACUUUUAUAUGUAUGCAAAGCCAUACAGACAAAAAUAUAUAUUUUUUAAAUAUAUUUAGAAACUAUAUUCGUUUUCACAGUAGAUUCUCAUUCAGUACAUUCGAAGCAUUUAUAAUUACAAGCAAUAGUAUAACAGUUAUAUAAUUAUGCUGAGAAAAAAUUUUAUAAUAUCACUUCCAAUAGGAAUUGCUAACAUAUUCGAAAAAGUCAAUCAGUAAAUAUUUGAGAUAUUUGAUAAUUAAAAACUAAACACUUCCAGGGACCAAAUUUACAUUACAAUACAAAAAGAACAAAGGUAUAUAACGCAAAAGACUGCAUAUAAACGUAUUUUAGUUAGUUGGAAAAUAUUUAUGUGUACCGUAAACUUCCUUUUUUAUUAUAAACUAAAUUUAUAAUUAAAGAAAUUUAUACAUAUUUUAAUUAAUACUCAAGAUUUGCCAAAAAGAAAUAUGAACAUGAACUCGAUAUUAGCAUACCACAAGAAAAAUUAACUAUUAAAUAUUUUUUUUAAUGAUAUAUAAAGCGUUGUUUACUAAAAAAAAAAGCGUAAUAUGUUAAGCUGAAAUUUGAGGUUAUAAAUGUGAAUUUUUUUUUAUUUACGACUUAACGCAAAAUUGUAUAAGACAUUCGCCAAACGCAUUUAGUUUUAUUUGAAGGAAAGUGUCUAAUUAAAAUUGUUGCCAUAUGACAUGCAAAUUCCUCUUGAUUAUUUGCAAAUAUUUAAUGACCUUAUAAUUAAAUUGAUAUUUAUAUACAUGUAUGUGUAGUUGAUAUACUGUGAAAUAUGCAUACGUACAUACCGUAAUUAAGGCAUACAAAUUUAUGUAAUCUAUUUUAUAACUGAUAACUAAUGGAUAAACUAAUGAAAUCAUUAUUAUUAUGAUGAUGAUGAUUAUUAUUAUAAUGACAAAGCUGA